Messenger RNA from Didymosphaeria variabile, 2163 nucleotides. RefSeq lists its product as uncharacterized. NCBI's taxonomy places the organism in Eukaryota, Fungi, Ascomycota, Dothideomycetes, Pleosporales, Didymosphaeriaceae. Gene Ontology annotation, molecular function: primary methylamine oxidase activity; quinone binding; copper ion binding. Gene Ontology annotation, cellular component: plasma membrane. The record is from RefSeq and is a predicted model, not a curated record. Gene Ontology annotation, biological process: amine metabolic process. Bases 1 to 2163 code for a protein of 720 amino acids. The transcript is spliced from 9 exons.
AUGAAGUACUUCACCCUCGCCACGGCCUUCAGCAUAGCGACUCUUUUCGAAGGUACCAUUCAAGACUGUUCACAAUGUCCAUCAGAUCAGCCUACCAUAUCUGCACCUCAUCGAAAUAUCUGGCGCCCACUGUCUGCUGACGAGCAGAUUGCUGUCUCCGAAAUUGUCACUCAAAAGCUACGUGUGAAUCCUAAUCCGGCACCAAAGUUAGGUGUAGGCGGCAUCACCCUGCUUCAACCGAACAAGUCCGUUUCUCUGCAAUUCAUCGACGGUCUUGGAAAUGAACCAAGCCGCUUCGCCCGCGCUACUGUAUUGUUUACUUCACACGAAGGGCCUUACCGUCAAGAAUACGUCGUGGGGCCACUACCGGCUACUAAUUCGACACCAGUCACACCGCUCACAUUUCCUUUCAACAACGAGCAGCCUGGAAAGAGCAGAUCUCCGUAUCUUUAUGCUGUCAACAGUACUGACGAAUGGAUCGCUGCGCUCAGUGAUGAGAUUGCGAAUAUAACCACGCAGGUCUGGAACUCGACAAUAUUAGAAGGCGGUGUUGCUCCACGUCUCGGCAAUGUCUUUUAUGAAGAGGACGGCACUCAAUCAGUGUGGAUAACGCUAUACGGACCAUCGCCUUCAGGCUUUGAUAGUACUACUCUGCUGCCUCUCGGUGUCUUCUUCCAAGUACACCUGGCUGGUCCGCGAUGGCAAGACUGGAAAGUGACCAACUGGUACUACCGCGGCGAAUAUUAUGAGAGCACAAAAGAUAUUGAAGAUGCAGUCUAUGCGUCGACGUUCGAAAAGCCAGUUCCCAACGUCGACGGUGCCUGGACAUCGACUGACAAGCAAGGCGAGCUACCAUUGGACGACCUGCCUCCUCCAAUCACAGUGUCAGAGGGUAGCAGACGAUUCAGCAUGGACACGAAAGAAGAAUUUGUCUCGUGGAUGGAUUUCAAGUUCUACAUGGCAACUUCACCUGAGCUGGGCCUUGCUUUGUUCGAUGUACACUUUCAGGAUCAGCGCAUCAUCUACGAGCUUGCACUGCAGGAAGCACUGGCUCAUUAUGCCGGAUCAGACCCUGUACUUUCCGAGACACUUUACUUUGACUCUUUUGGAGGGAUGGGCAACUCAAUGAUAUCGCUUGUGAAAGACGUUGACUCUGACAACUAUGACAGGGUACCAAAUGCCAUCUGUCUCUUCGAAGCCGACACGAACUAUCCCAUUCGAAGACAUUUCGCGUUUGCGCAGAACUACACUAGCGUUGCCAGAAACGUCGUUUUCACAGUUCGUUGGAUCGCCACUGUCGGCAACUACGACUACCUCUUCGAUUACAGCUUUUUCUAUGAUGGCUCCAUAGAGGUUUCUGUCCGUGCAUCAGGUUACAUAUCAGCCGCGUACUUCGCGGAGAACGAUGACUACGGUUUCAGGAUCCACGAUUCCCUCUCUGGAGCCCUUCACGACCACGUCAUGACAUUCAAGGUGGAUUUAGACAUCCUUGGAACAUCUAAUAGUGUCCAGAAAGUGGAAGUGGUACCAGCGACAGUUGAGUAUCCUUGGUCGGGAGGGAAAGCUCGAAAGACGAUGAAGCUGGAGAAGAGUUUCAUUACCAAAGAAGAAGAGUCUGGUAUACCAUGGGCGCCUAAUGAUGCAGCGAUAUACGCCAUUGUUAACAAAGGUUCACCAAACGUUUAUGGAGAGUACCCAGGAUAUAGGGUGAAGCGAGCUGCUGGUGCAACCCAUCUUACCGUGAAGGAUUCAUCGAAUGCUGGUAAAGCUAUCCAUUUCGCGACGGCAGACUUGUUUGUCACAAAGCAAAAAGACUCCGAGCCCAGAGCUGCCGAUUGGGUCAACACCUACGACGUGGACAACCCCCUUGUCGACUUUUCCAAAUUCCUGGACGGCGAAAGCCUAGAGCAGGAAGAUCUGGUCCUUUGGUUCAAUCUGGGAAUGCAUCAUGUCCCACACACUGGCGAUCUUCCAAAUACUCUCAUGACAUCGGCGCACUCUGCUAUGCGCUUAGAACCGAUCAACUACCUCUUGAGCGAUCCGUCGAUACAGACUAGUCAGCAAGUCAAGGUCAAUCAUACUUCGGGAGAGGUCGAGACAUUUGGAGCCCAGACCGCAAACUGCUCGGUCGAUUUGGGCACAUUGAACCAAGUUCUCGUUUGA